AUGAUUUUUGCAGAAGCUGUAACUAUAAUUUUUAUAUUUUCAGCUAGGAGAAGAUGAUGAAUAUAUUCGACUUUAAAAAAUAAGUUUGGGAAUUAAGGAGGUUUCUUUGAACUUAAGAAACAUGUAAAUUAUCACAGAUCAUAACAUCUUAAAAUCAAGUUUUUGUUUAUAACUUAUAAUAAGUGAUUUGUUCCUAUCCUUUCUAAUAGGCAAGCAUUGAAUUGCUGAUGUCAGCUUUCUUUGAUUAUUUUAAACAUAAGUUAUUCCUUUUGGCUUUUUAUAGGGCACUUUAAGAAGUAAGUGAAUUAUAAGAAUACAGAGAAUUUUUAGGAAAUAGAAGCACUAGGAAUUUAAAGAUGACAAUUAAGUAAAUAUAGAUAAUAAAUUCAUAGUGGAAAUGUUAAUAAGAUUAUUGAAGAAUAAUAAAAAUAAGGAUCCAUACCAUUUUCGAAAUAAGUUAUAGAGAAAUUGUUAAUAGCUAAAAGAUUCGCUUGUUCUUACUUGAAGAGAUUCUUUUAAUUGGCGAUUCAAAUUAAUGUAGAUUUGGAAGAAAUGUCAAUAAUUUUUAAACAGUUCAUUAUACAUACUCGAUGCCAUAGAUUUUAGUAAUAAUUGAUUGAUUAAUUCUUUGAUUGUAAAUAAAGUAUAUUUUAUGAAUUUCCAUGGAAGAAUAAAUAUGAUUAAGAAUUGGAUGAUUGUAAAUAUAUAUUUUAUAAAUUUUAGUUUGUAAUAGAUGGACAAUUGAGGUUGCUCCUAAAUGGGUUUUAGAUAGAAAAAAGUCAAUGUCUUCAUUUAAUUACAUUGCAACAGAAAAAUAAAUUAAAAUUGAAUAAGAAGAUGAAUAUAUAACACCAGCCAGUAAAGUAGAGUCUGUAGCUGAUUAUGUUGAAAUUAUGCAAAAGAUAAUCUGUAAGCCUAUAGAAAUGGUAACUCAACAUGACUAACUCUAAUUACAUAAUAAAGAUAACAUAGAGAUUUUAAUUAAAUUUAUAAUUGAUCCUCUAGAAACAGAACUCAUAGAUGAUUGGGUAUUAUUAAUUUAUAUUAUUUUAAGGGAUUACUAUUUUAGAGAAAGGAAAUAGAAAGCAAUGAUUACAAAACUACAUUUAAAUUUAGUACUAUAUCUAUGGAAUAUUUGAAUACAGUUAGAUCUUUCAAAAGUCUUUAGUUUUUGACUUAAAAAGUUAAUCAUUCUAGAUUCUAUCUUACAAUUUAAGAAAUGACUCCUAAAAUAUGUAUUAUUAAAUUCAUAUUUUUUUUAGUUGAAUAAAUCUUAGAAAACCUUAAUUCUUAAACAAUUUAAAUGAAUUUAAACCAUUUAGCUAUUUUAAUAGAUCAAUUAUUACUUAUUUGUCCAAAAGCUAGUAUAAUGAAGAUCAUUGAAUUAGAUUUUCUAUUCUUAUUUUUGUAAUAUUCAAGUAAUACAUAUAUUGAAUCUUUGAUAACUGAUAUUUUAGACUUAACAGUUGAUAAAUAUAAACUUGGUUAUUAUAUUUAAGAAUAGAUUUGGAAAUAUAUUGUUGAAACUUAAUGGAUAGAUUGUUUAAGCAAUUCUAUAUUUCAAUAAAAUUAUUCUUUAAGCAAUCAAAAAUUGCCUUCAAUAGAAAAUAAUGAAUAAAAAUCAUAAAUCCUCAACAUUCUAUCAAAAUUUAAAGAUAUUCAAAAACCUAUUGAAAUUGUAAAAAUAAGUACAUUAGAUGAAUUUAUUGGACCAUUAGGAGGAUAAACAUAUUAAUAAAAUUCAGAAGAACAUUUAUAAUUACCUGAAAAUAUAUCUUAUGCUUAAUUAUUAGAACAUGAUGUAGAUGCAAUAAGAGCAUAUUUAGAUGAAAGAAGAAUGCAUAAACCUAUUAAUUAUAGUAGAAAGUAAAGUAGAAAAGUAGAAUCUUAGAUGUCAACUUAUCGUUCACCUACUAUUUCACAUAAUCGUAACAUUAGUUUAAAUGUACCUAUUCUUCCAUAGAUUAAUACUCCAAAAUCAAUCUCUAAUAAAUAGACUGAAGUAUAAUCUUUUCUUAAUGACUCAAAAUCAAAAAGAGGAAGUGUUGAAAAAUAAGAGAAACAUGACAAAUCUAUUAGUUCUAAAACAUCAUAAUGGGCUUAAAAUCUUUAAUAGACUUCAAGAUCUUCAUUGUCAUCAGAGACUGGAUUUUCAAGUAGUAAACUUAUUACACUUUAUCCUUCAGGUAAUCAAAAAGCAAAUCCUAGUCAAUUUGAAAUAAAUUUAACAGAUUUUUAUUAUAAUACAAAUACAUAUGAACAUCUAAUAAACUUAUUAGAAAAAAUAGUAAAUGUAAUUAUAAUACAUUAAAUGAGAAAUAAAAAUAAUGGAGAACACUUUAGCAAUUUUGUUUUUAAUUAAGAUUUAGUACUUUCUUUAUUUAAAUUUUAUUUAUAUGAGAUAAAUUAGAAGAAAGAUAUUAGUUUCUAAUGUGGUAAAAUAAUAAAUUAAAUUUAUUUUCUUGGUAAAAAAUAUGGAAAUGUUGAAUAAUAAGAAUUUUUAAGAGAAAUUUUCUAUUAAAUAAUAGAAUAUUUAAAUAAAGUCAUCAUUAAUAUAAAUAGAUUAAAUUCUGAUUUAAAUUUUAUUACUCAAUUCAUAUUAUUUUAAACAAUUAAUAAUGGAUUUGCAAUAUUUGAACCUUAUGAUGCAACAAAAUUAAAUAGAAAUAUUUACAAAUUCUUAAGUGAAACAAUUAUCCAUUUAUAUAUAAUUUAUUUCUUUAAGAGCAAAUAAAAUACUUUAUAUUAAUAUUAGUUUGUUGAAUUUAUAAAUAUGAUCUUUGAAAAGGCUCCAACUUACUUACUUUAAAAUAUAUUAUUUAAUGUUGGAUUAAUUAGUUCUCUUUAUAAUGCAUAUACAACUUUCUAUGCAAAUGGUUUUAAGAGUCAUAGUUACAAUGAAAGCUUAUUUUAUUAUCUUAUAAAAUUAAUAAGAGUAAUUCAUAACAAUUUAAAUAAAAGAGAAUUAACUGUAAUUUUGAGUUCUUUAUAACCUCUUGAUUCAUGGAGAUGUUUAAUUAAAACACUUCCUAGCAGUUAAAUAAUAAAAGAAAAGAAAUUAAAAACUUAAGAAGUUGAAUUACAAAAAUCUACUCUUGAAUCUUAAUUAAACAACAGACAAUCUGUUUUAAAUGAAAGUAGAGCAUCAAUAAGUUUAACACUUAAUAAUAGAAAGUAUAAAUUUUAGACUAUUAUAUUCUUAGACUUUCAUAAAAAUAAUCAACUCCUCAAAAACUAAGUGCUAGAAUUUAAUAACUAUAAUAAAAAGGUAUAUCAAGUUAAUCCCCAUCCUAACUAGCCUAUUGA
Paramecium pentaurelia is the source of this 3306-nucleotide messenger RNA. The record is from the annotation of a GenBank genome assembly. Lineage: Eukaryota; Ciliophora; Oligohymenophorea; Peniculida; Parameciidae.